Molecule: messenger RNA, 1722 nt
Organism: Uncinocarpus reesii 1704
Lineage: Eukaryota; Fungi; Ascomycota; Eurotiomycetes; Onygenales; Onygenaceae
Exons: 5
Coding region: 1-1722 (573 amino acids)
Molecular function (GO): Hsp90 protein binding
Source: RefSeq, a predicted model, not a curated record
AUGGCCGACGCUCUGAAGGCUGAAGGCAACAAGGCAUUUGCCGCCAAAGAGUUCGAUUUGGCUGUUGAGAAGUUCUCGGCGGCUAUUGAACUCGAUCCCGACAAUCAUGUCCUGUACUCCAACCGCUCUGGUGCCUAUGCUUCGCUGAAGAAAUUCGAACAAGCCCUUGAGGAUGCCAACAAAACAACCGAAUUGAAGGCAGACUGGCCCAAGGGCUGGGGCCGAAAGGGUACCGCUUUGCAUGGGCUCGGGGAUCUCGUCGGUGCUCACGAUGCAUUCGAAGAGGCUCUUAAAUUGGACCCCGCGAAUGCCCAGGCGAAAUCCGGGCUUGACGCUGUGAACCGAGCGAUUGAUGCUGAAGCCAGAGCAGACGGGGUCGCAGGAGACCCGUCAGGCGGUUUAGGUCAAAUGUUCAACGAUCCACAACUUAUUCAGAAGCUGGCAAACAACCCGAAGACGGCACAACUCCUUGCCGACCCAUCUUUUAUGGCGAAACUACAAAAGGUUGCGCAGAAUCCAAAUAGUAUCGGAGAAGAAAUGCGCGAUCCACGUUUCCUUCAAGUGAUCAGUGUAUUGCUGGGAGUCGAUUUGCAAUUCGGAAACCCCCCUGAAGGUGCGCAGCAGCAUGGAGAAGCGGAAGAGGAUGUUGCGAUGCCAGAUGUCAAGCCGCAGAAGGAACCUGAACCGGAGCCUGAACCGGAACCCGAGGAUGAAGAAACAAUCGCCAAACGCAAGGCAAAGGAAGCAGCAGAUGAAGAGAAGAAACUGGGCACCGAAAACUACAAGAAGCGGCAAUUCGACGCUGCAAUUGAACAUUACACCAAAGCCUGGGAAUUACACAAGGAUAUUACAUAUUUGACCAAUCUCAGCGCUGCUCAUUUUGAGAAAGGGGAUUAUCAAGCUUCAAUUGAAACUUGCGAAAAGGCCAUCACCGAAGGUCGCGAGAUGUUGGCGGAUUUCAAAAUCAUUGCAAAGGCAUUUGGAAGAAUUGGUUCAUCAUAUGAAAAGAUGGGAGAUCUUCCCAAGGCCAUCAUCAAUUACCAAAAGUCUCUUACCGAACACCGCACACCCGAUAUCCUUACCAAGCUUCGCAACGCAGAAAAGGCCCAAAUCAAAGCCGAAAAAGAAUCGUACGUCAAUCCCGAGGAGGCUGAGAAGGCUCGCGAACUUGGAAAUCAAAAGUUUAAAGAAGCGGACUGGCCCGCAGCCGUUGAUGCCUACACUGAGAUGACGAAGCGCGCUCCUCAUGACCCUCGUGGUUAUAGCAACCGCGCUGCCGCGUUGAUCAAGCUUAUGGCGCUGCCCCAGGCCGUCCAGGAUUGCGAUGAGGCCAUUCAGCGUGACCCGAAAUUCAUUCGAGCAUAUUUGAGAAAGGCACAGGCACUGUUCGCUAUGAAAGAGUAUAACCGGUGUCUCGAUGUGUGUGCUGAAGCUGCGGAGCAUGAUGAGAGCGGAGCCAACGCACGCGAAAUCGACCAGCAACAGCAAAAGGCAUUGGAAGCUCAGUUCAGCUCACGGGCGGGUGAGACCGAAGCCGAAACUGCUGAGAGAAUUCAGCGCGACCCCGAGAUCAUGGCUAUUGUUCAAGACCCCGUUAUGCAGAGCAUUCUUCAACAAGCGAAGAGCGACCCCGCUGCGCUGCAGGAGCAUAUGAAGAAUGCCACGGUGAGGAUGAAGAUUCAGAAACUGAUGGCAGCUGGUGUGAUCAGGCUUGGACGGUAA